UCCGUUUCGCCAUUUUCCUCUUCUACACCGGUGCUCUUGCUUGUAGCUACGUUGUCGCCCCCUUUCAGUGUUUUAGCUUGUCCAAAGCUGACGGCGGGCAAGAGGAAAAUCUAAAAAGAAGAUAGUUUGUCUUGUAGCUAUAUUGCCCCGAGAAAAGUGCAAGAAUGUCUUCUGAGGAGAGCCCCGAGUACUCGCCUUUCUUCGCUGUGAUGGGAGCCUCUGCGGCCAUGGUCUUCAGCGCAUUAGGAGCAGCGUAUGGGACAGCAAAGAGCGGCACAGGCAUUGCUGCCAUGUCUGUGAUGCGGCCAGAGCUCAUCAUGAAGUCCAUCAUCCCCGUGGUCAUGGCUGGUAUCAUAGCCAUCUACGGGCUGGUGGUGGCUGUGCUGAUAGCAAACAACAUCUCUGAGAGAGUCACCCUCUACAAGAGUUUCCUGCAUCUUGGAGCCGGUCUGAGUGUGGGCCUGAGCGGUCUGGCAGCCGGGUUUGCCAUUGGCAUUGUGGGUGAUGCUGGUGUGAGAGGCACUGCCCAACAGCCCCGGCUUUUCGUGGGCAUGAUCCUGAUCCUGAUCUUCGCUGAGGUUUUGGGGCUUUAUGGCCUCAUUGUGGCCCUCAUCCUAUCUACAAAAUAAGUGUCUACAUCAAACACCAUCUCAUUCAUUCCACAUCAAAGCAGCAAGAACAAAUAGGAGAUUUUCACCUACUUCCAUUAUACCCCGUGGGUCUGACAGGAGGGGAUGGCAACAGAAUCAUGUUGGCGGUCGACUUGACAGCUGUUGUCCCCAGUAGAUGUGAUCUAUCCAUAUUGUUUAAAGCCAUCCAGUUGUGUCAGGUCUCGUGCAUACAGAACGGGCAUGAAGAUGUAUUGGUUGUUGUGGGAUGAUGUGUGUGGACAGUUUGCUUGAUUUGUUGUCUGAUCUUAACCUGUACAGUGAUCCAGAGUCCCUCCACUCCCUGUAAAUGUAGUAACCAGUCUGUGAUGUGAGUGUGAGUAUCAACGUUUAUCCCUCUGCCCAUUCCCCUCCUUUGAUUUAUGUUUUUAUGUUGGUGGUUUUGAUCAUUCUCUGUUUUGAGACUGCUGAAGAAUUGUGCACAUUAGUGUUUUGUUUUUUUCAUGUUCUUUUCUGGGACCAUUUUUGAAUCACAGUGGUGAGGAACAAAUAAGACAUUUUUUUCACUAUUUAUGGAAAGUUAUGAAGAUUUUGACUUAAUGAAACUAAAUGGAAUACUGUUUAUUGAAUACCCUAUAUACAUCAAAAUAUAUAAAUUAUCUGUGUAUAGUUAGAUUAAUUGCACUGUGGGUAAUUGUUCUAAGUGCUUGGAAUUCCUCUGGAUGUAGUGUGAUUAUUAAUGGAGGAUGUCCACAUGUUGACAUGGAGUUGAUUGCCUGUGUGUGUGAGUGUGUGUGUGUGUGCGCGCGUGUGCAUGUGUGUGUGAAUGACGUGUGCAAGUUGAUUUAUGUUUAAUAUGACAUUCUCAGACACUAGUAUCGUUUACCUGUAGUGCUGCUGUCUUGAUAUUUUUUUGUUUUGUUGUUGUUUUUUUUCUGUUUAAGGUGAGAGCUCACUGUUCAGCCAUGCCUGUCAGAUUUCCAAAUAAAACUCAACCUCCUCCAGAA
Messenger RNA from Scatophagus argus, 1615 nucleotides. It is a transcript of the gene atp6v0ca, whose product is annotated as ATPase H+ transporting V0 subunit ca. Gene Ontology annotation, molecular function: proton-transporting ATPase activity, rotational mechanism. Gene Ontology annotation, biological process: proton transmembrane transport. Bases 165 to 629 code for a protein of 154 amino acids. The transcript has 3 exons. Lineage: Eukaryota; Metazoa; Chordata; Actinopteri; Scatophagidae. Gene Ontology annotation, cellular component: proton-transporting V-type ATPase, V0 domain. The record is from RefSeq and is a predicted model, not a curated record.